AUGUGGCAGAAGUCACACGUGCCGUACCGUGACAGCAAGCUGACACGUAUUCUACAGGAGAGUCUGGGAGGCAAUGCACGCACCACCAUCGUCAUCUGCUGCUCGCCCGCCGCCUACAACGACUCUGAGUCCAAGUCAACACUCAUGUUCGGACAGAGGGCGAAAACCAUCAAGAACUGUGUGACGGUGAAUGAGGAGCUGACGGCGGAGGAGUGGAAGCGGCGCUACGAGCGCGAACGCGACAAGGUGCUGCGCCUACGCGUGCAGCUCGCACGCGCCGAGGCAGAGCUUGCCAGAUGGCGUGACGGUGAGAGCGUGCCGUCGGGCGAGCAGGCUAACCUGAAGGACACAAGUGAGCUUCCUGUGGCAACGGAGAGCAGCGACGCCAUAACAGCCAGCAUUGUCAGCAGCAACAUCACUGACGAAGAGAAGAGCAAGUUCGAGGCUGAGCGCAGCAAGCUCUACAUGCAGCUAGAUGAGAAGGAUGAAGAGAUUAAUAACCAGUCACAGCUAAUCGAGCAACUGAGAGAGCAGAUGGUCGACCAGGAGGAACUAAUUGCUAACACACGGCGUGAGUUUGAGCUGCUGCAGUCGGAGUGCACGCGCAUUCAACAAGAGAACGACUCCGCCAAGGAAGAGGUGAAGGAGGUGCUGCAAGCGCUAGAGGAGCUAGCAAUGAAUUAUGACCAGAAGUCAGUUGAGGUUGAAGGAAAGAACAAGGAGAACGAAUCUUUGAUGGAGGAAAUCAACCAGAAGAUGGACACACUCAAUCACCUGCAAUCGGAGCUGCAGCAGAUACGUGACAGCACGAACGUGCAGCGGCGACGCAUUGGUGAGAUGCUCGCCUCUCUCCUCAAGGACCUCUCUGAUGUUGGAAGCUUGUUCGGCAAGGAGAAGGACGAGAUGAAGAUUCAGCUGGACCAGGAUUGUAAGAUAGACGAGGAAUUUACCGUCGCGCGACUCUACGUCAGCAAGAUGAAGUCGGAGGUGAAGACACUCGUGCAUCGCUGCCAGCAGCUCGAGAACUUUCAGCUUGACAGCAACAAGAAGAUCGACGACCGUGAGACUGAACUUGGUAACUGUCGUCUGCUCAUCCAGCAGCAUGAGUUGAAGACAAAGUCACUCUUGGAGACAAUGAAGGAUGUGGAGAACAAAAAGAGGCAACUGGAAGAGACUGUGGAUACCCUGAACGAAGAAACUGCCCAGCUUAAACUACAGGAGCGGCUGCACAUCCUCGCAAAGGAGGAGAAGGAGAAGGAGGACAAUAUGAAGGAGCAGAUGCAGCAGCAGCUGAGCGGUCAGCGCGAGAGCCACCACAAGCAGCUCGUUGCACUGCGCGAGGAGAUCCAGAGCAAGGAGGCGAUGAUCUCACAGCUGAAGGAUCAAGUACAAAAGAUGACUCUGGCCUAUGAGAAGCUGAUGGGAGAUUACAAGAAGUUGAAGAGUGAGGAGACUGAGCAGGCGGCCAAGCUGUCUGAGCUCAUGCUGCAGUCUGACAAGCGCGAGCAGGCCAGGCAGGACUUGAAGGGACUUGAAGAGACCGUUGCUAAGGAGCUGCAGACACUGCACAACCUGAGGAAGCUCUUCGUUGCCGACCUGCAGGCACGGGUCAAGAAGAUGCCACAAACUGAAGAGUUGGAAGAUGUUGGAGGCAGUUUGGCCCAGAGACAGAAGAUAGCCUUCCUAGAGAAUAAUCUUGACCAGUUGACUAAGGUCCACAAGCAGCUGGUGCGUGACAAUGCUGAUCUGCGAUGUGAGCUACCCAAGCUAGAAAAGAGACUCAGGGCAACGAUGGAACGAGUCAAAUCACUAGAGGGUGCUCUAAAGGAAGCUAAGGAGGGUGCGAUGAGGGACAGGAAGAGGUACCAGCAUGAGGUAGACAGGAUCAAGGAGGCUGUACGUCAGCGUAAUCUUGCACGUCGUGGUCACGGUGCGCAGGUCGCCAAGCCAAUCCGUGGCCACGGAGGUGUGCCGUGUGCCACGCCUGCCGCCAUCCGCGGUGGUGCCCCCAUGCCGCAACUGCAGAAAGCUAUAAUCUCAGCGAAUGCAGCUGGUGUUGCCAUCAUAUGCACGCCAACAAAUAACAGGAAUAGAUUCUCAGGUAAACUGACUCCCCUCAAGCAGGACGGCCGGCAAGCAAAGGUCAAGAAUACCGGUGUCAUACUCUCUGUCGCGAGUCUCAUGCAAGCAGCCAACCGCGACCUCGACGACUUCGGAGUCACAUGAUGACAGGCUGACGCGUCGCCGCGUUGACUGCAUCCUGCGUGAUCGUCGGCAGUCAUCAUGGCGACCGCAUCCCAACCCCAAAGCGUUAUUUAUCUUUUACACGCAUAACUUCCAUUGUCGUGGCUGUGAUGUACAUGUGCACACAUCAAUGUAGCUGCCUGCUUCGCUCCAUAGACAUUGCACAAUGUUGGACCGUCUUUGUCUGGUCGUACGUUCAACGACCACAGCAUAUAAAUACAUGCGCUGACAGGAAAUUAAAAAUCGAGUUCGUUCAUUCUGAGGCCCAUUACAGUGGUAUAUUUCAGUCGCUUCUGUGCUGGCUUGCAACUAUGGCUGGUAAAUGGCUCGGUGCUUCUGUGGGACGUUCACCUUCGCACUCUUCCACUCAUCCCGGUGGUCAUUUACCGGUGCUUGCUUACUGUAAAUCUGCUAUGGCUGGUGCAGUGCUCAACUCUCUCUGUGGGGUGAUGCUCCUGUAUGGCAACCCACUCCUUUCCUAUUUGUCAUCAGAAUUGGUUACAAAAUGUAAAGUACGUGUUUUGGACACACUUCUACACAUUCACUCAUAUAUAUAUAAAUCACUUCAGCAGCGUCGCCCGCGUAAUAGGAAAAGGCGGAGUUGGAAUGGAUUCUUUCUCUUCACUCUCUCCCGCAUUUGUCAUCACAGUGUUGUCUGAGAAUGGAGUGGAGUGAGGUAUCAGGAAUGGCAUAGGGUGGGGUAUUGCGAAGGGGUAUCGUUGGGAAAUAGCAUGUGGGUGGGGUUAUCAUCCUAAAGGUGGUGGGAUGGGUUGACAGCUGUUGGCAGAGGUGCAAGCAGCAUCCUCACCAACUGGUUUUCUAUUGCAGCGGAUGCAGUGCAGGCUUUUACAACACUGGUGGCGCCACCUUGUGGUUUUUUGCACGCGUGUAUUAUUGCACCAGUGUCGGCUUGUGUAACGUCGUGAAGGGGUGAGCAACGACGACACAUCUAUUAUCUCACAUUUCAUUUCUGCGCUACACUGACUCGAAAAUCGUCACGACUAUAGCAGCUAUAUAACUUAUUGUUACUAUAUUAUUCAUGCCUAUGUUACUCCCCCUAGUUUACUAUGAGUAUGUUAUUCACUAUUUAUUAACUGAUUGUGACAGCGGGCAAGGUAAGACCUGAGCACGCGGGCGGAGGACAUUAACAAACGUGAGAUGGGAUCGUGAGAUGGGAGUGUCGGUAACUCAGUAUUACUGCACGCAAUGGUGCAUGCUGUAAUUUAUUGCCAUUUGGCACCAAGCUUAGUGUUUAGGGAGCAUUAAAUUUCGAUGAGUGACUCGCGUUGGGAAUGAAGUCUGCCACCCAGAAACGGCAGCUAUCCGUGCACCGACGUUCACUUGUUUUGCUUCGAGUCGACGCUCCAACGUAUGCGUUGCUCGUGUUCGUCGAUCCUCAGCUUGUGUUGCUGGGCGGGUAAAAACUCCGAGGUUCCAUUUUAGUCCCCAAGAGUUUGUUACAAGGAUCUUCCCAGUUCGCAAUGUAUUCAUCUGAUUGCCCCACGCUCCCCAGGCAAACACGGCCCCAUUCCCAGCGCGAGUACACGUUGCACAGCUGGUAGGAAGGCAGAUGCCAAGAAAAAAGUAAAAUGAAAAAAAUCGUGUCAGUGUGUCUCGUUAGUAUUUAAGGUCCAUAUUAACCUAUACCGUAAUCAUAGGUGUAUUUAUCUAUAUUUAAGAGUCGAGACGGGGGUGGGGGCUCGGAUUGACGGCUCGUAUCGUAUCUAGAUGUAAAUUUAUGCAUCCUAUACGGUCGCCAUAUGCCUUUUUGUUGUCAGUUCGUUCAGUGAAUCGUGUCUCGUUGCUUAGUAACAGGGCUGGAUUCUUUCCGAGAUAUACAUAUAUUAUAGAGCGUGUGAAAGGAAGUUGCGUGGGAGACGGACGUUCAUCUCACGAAUUCGGAAUAUCAUGAAAAGGGAGACACUGUAUAUCGCCUAGUGCCCCCCUUUGAAGGUGCUUUUUUUAAUUUCAUGUGCCUAUAGGUAAAUCGGGCAUGACUGUUAUUUGUGGCCGUGAGCAGUGUGAGUUUGAGCAAGAAUUCGGGGUUCGUUACACGGCAAACGCUGUCGUAGACACUAAAAUUUCAUCAGGUGCUCUCCCGGCCCCCCGAUUGUCACAUUUAUGCAUGCCAGUAUUAUUGAGGGUACGUGUAGCUCUGCCGGUAUAGUACUGGUAGUGUUGCCUUAGGCCUGUACACUGUUCCUGGCAACAUUCCUGGGACAACACGCCGUGAUGGCGGAUGCUGCGGCAUCAGUUUCACCGCAUGGCGUAGUGUACACUCGCAGCGCCAGGUGUGCUGCAGUACAGCUAUGUGAACAAGUUCUCACCUUACAACGUUGUUUUCCUGAUCGCUCAUACGUGCACGGCUACUGCAUUACAAGUACACACAUACUUCCAGUAUACACGAAUCUCAGUUUUGUACACGUCCAUUCACAACCAACAGAUAUCCUUGAUCUGCAUUACGGUUUGCAACCUGGCUCGGUAAUACAAGCCCAAGUGCAGAGAGCCUCCUAUGAUUUGAGGUUGCACAUAGUGGGAGAGAGACAGAGGGUGAGAGGGGAAGGGAGAGAGGGAGAGAGAAAGUGUGCAUGUGCGUGGACGAGACGGUACAGUGUACUGUAAGACAGACACUAGGAAACCUCUCCCUAUGAACACGGUAACUGUCACUAUAAACGGAUAAAACACGGAUUAAUCUAACUAACACUACUACGACUGUACGACCUGUUCACAUUCGGCUGCUUCAAAAGCUCCUGCUGCAUGUAUGCAGGUGCCCAGCUCGCGGGAAAUUCACGUACUAUGAAUAUAAUAAUCACGGACUCUCGAGAUUAGGUGAUUGUUAACAGGUAGUCCUUAGCAGUCCGUGGCAGUCCAUGUAUUUUGCAACGGUCCGUAAUAGUCCGUGGCUCUUCGUGUUUUGCAUAAUUUGCAUGUUUAGUCUGUGUUUCAUCCGUUUAUUCCAGUUCGUAGUGUCUAUUAUAAUUAAUUGCAUUUGCAAAACGCGGUUCUCAUGUGGACACUGUGUCAGAGUGCAAUGCGUAUAUCGCGCUUGCCAUCCGGAUGUGGAAUGCAGUUUACAGGCUUGGCAGCGGCUUGUGAUGUUUUAUAUGUAGUUUAUAUUACCCCGAAGGUCAGGGACGAUGUAUGGAUUAUUACGAACCUGGUAGGAACAUCUGUGAUUUUUAGUUGCUUAUGAUGGGCGCUAAUAUAUAUUGUUGCUGGUACUUUACCAGAAUUGUGUACAGGAUGAAAUCUUUUAUGCUUGGCAUUUUAAGUUUUCUUAGGGUGCAAUAGCAGUUGAGUUUUAGAGUAAUAUUAUUAACUGCACUCUUGCUAUAUGUUAUCUUGUAUAGCAGCACGAAGUUAUUAGUGCUCAACCAAUGACUGUGCUAAAACUAUUGUUUUUGACACUAGAUGGUAGCACCGGAAAACUACUCGUAACUAAGAUGAGAUGUGUUCAACGUGUUAACGAUUGCGGGAAAGUGAUUCCAAAAUUAGGUAUAUAAUAUAAAAUGCGACUUAUUCUGGUGAAGCCAUCAGUGGAACAGGACACACGUUGAAGCCUGAUCAUUUUCUCCAUUAUGUCCCAGAUUUACAGACAAAAUAUCCCAGUUAACUGAUUAGUGCAUUUUUGGCAAAACUCAAAUCGUGACGGAAAUGUGUGAAAUGCGAUAUAGAUGCGCAAGAUAAAUUGGAGUGGUGUGAUUACGAAAGGGCCUGAUGUUCUAGUCCACAUCGCUAUCGAGUCUUCUGUAAUUGCACGGUACUUUGGCUUAAUAAUAAAUUGACUAUGAAGC
This is a messenger RNA of Priapulus caudatus, 6038 nucleotides long. Its product is annotated as kinesin heavy chain-like. Lineage: Eukaryota; Metazoa; Priapulida; Priapulimorpha; Priapulimorphida; Priapulidae. Gene Ontology annotation, molecular function: ATP binding; microtubule binding; microtubule motor activity. Gene Ontology annotation, biological process: microtubule-based movement. The record is from RefSeq and is a predicted model, not a curated record. Bases 1 to 2226 code for a protein of 741 amino acids. The transcript is spliced from 17 exons.